This is a messenger RNA of Naegleria lovaniensis, 972 nucleotides long. RefSeq lists its product as uncharacterized. The record is from RefSeq and is a predicted model, not a curated record. The transcript has a single exon. The coding region runs from base 1 to 972 and encodes 323 amino acids. Lineage: Eukaryota; Heterolobosea; Eutetramitea; Acrasida; Naegleriidae.
AUGCAAAAUACUUUGAUAAGAAAAACAGUCAAGAUGACAAACGAGCUCAUAAAAGAACGAGACGUGGAAAUGGAAAUUAUACGAAAAAUUAAAAGUAUGAAACGAAGGAAAGGCAGUAGAGAAGCAAAAGAAAAGCUAAAAAACGUUGAAGAUCAUUCGAAAUUUUUCAUUUCUCAAAACAAUAUGCUUGCAAAACAAAUGAUUGCAAAACAUGCGUUAAAAGCAAAGCAACAUCAGCUUGAAGAGAACUACCUCAAUGUUUAUGAAAAAAGAAUGAAGGAAGUUCAAUCAAAAGCCCAGAAUGACGCUUUGAAUUUAUACGAACUUGACGAAAAGAGACAUAUUAACAGAAAGCGAAAGGAAAUUGCUUUAUAUCAAUUGGACAUGGUUAAACAGGCACAAGUGGAUAAAUUACAAUCAAAGAUGCUUAAAGCGAAGGUUGACAAAUAUUUAAGCGAAUUGGAAAAAGAAAAACGAGAGGAGGAAGAUAGAAAGGAAAGAGAGUUACGAAAUAUGCACCGAAAACGACAAAAAGAAAUUGCAAAAUUAGAGAAAGAAAAACAACGUCCAAGAGACUUUAAGUUCAUCAAGGAACUUAGUAGCCAGCAAACGAGAGAGAUUGAUCAAGAUGAGGAUCACUAUUCCGACUCGUCAUAUAUCACAGACAGCGACGACGAAGACGCACCAAUUGUUGUUGUUACCAAAUCCCAAAAACCAGCAGUUGGUAAUAUUAAUAUUGAUCUAAGCAAAAUUAAUGCACAACGUCCUUAUACAGAGAGUGAAAAGUAUGACACUGCCAGGUCGUCCCUUAGUGCUCGUCUUAGCGUUGGCAAUUUUUCCCCUCGAAUCAACUUGGAUCAACAACAGAACAGCUCUUUUCAGUCUCCCAGAGAUUUUGACACUUACUCUUCUUCAAAGAAAGAACAAUCCAACCACUUCAAUACUAUUGGUAUUUCAAGUCAAUUCUUAUAA